AGCAGUGGCGCAGGCAAUGCACUAGACAGCCAGGCGUGCUUUGGAAGGACCCCGCAGCCUCCUCCCUCUCCCAUCCCCUGUGUGUGCUUGUGGCGGCCGGGUUCCGGGAGCAGAGAUGCCGCUGUACGAGGGCCUAGGCAGCGGGGGCGAGAAGACCGCAGUGGUGAUCGAUAUAGGGGAGGCCUUCACCAAGUGCGGAUUUGCUGGUGAAACUGGACCAAGAUGCAUUAUCAGUAGUGAGAUACGUAAACCUGGCAUGUCGAAGCCAAUAAAAGUAGUUCAGUACCAUAUAAACACUGAAGAACUGUAUUCCUAUCUGGUUGAGUUCAUCCAUAUGCUGUAUUUCAGGCAUCUGUUGGUGAAUCCCCGCGACCGUCGUGUUGUCAUAUUAGAAUCUGUGCUUUCACCCUCUCACUUCAGGGAGACUCUGACACGAGUUCUGUUUAAGUACUUUGAGGUUCCGUCUGUGCUGUUUGCCCCAGGUCACCUGAUGUCUCUGCUCACACUCGGCAUCAAUUCUGCGAUUGUCUUGGACUGUGGAUAUCAAGAGAGUCUAGUUCUACCUAUAUAUGAAGGUAUUCCAAUUCUCAGCUGCUGGGAGUCUCUUCCCUUGGGUGGGAAAGCCAUUCACAAAGAGCUGGAAGCUCAGUUGUUGGAACAGUGCACAGCCAACACAGGCACAACCAAGGACCAGAGCCUCCCGUCUGUAAUGAGCAGUGUCCCAGAAGAUAUAGUGGAAGACAUUAAAGUGCGCAUUUGCUUUGUUAGUGACCUGCAGCGGGGACUCAAAAUCCAGGCUGCCAAAUUUAACAUUGACGGCAGCUCUGAGCGUCCUGAACCACCUCCUGAUGUUGAUUAUCCACUAGAUGGACAGAAGAUUCUGCACGUCAAGGGAGCUAUCAGGGACUCUGUUGUAGAAAUUCUGUUUGAGCAGGACAAUGAAGAGAAGUCUAUUGCCACACUAAUACUGGAUUCGCUUGUGCAGUGUCCUAUAGAUACCAGGAAACAACUGGCUGAAAACAUAGUGGUUAUUGGCGGCACAGCUAUGCUGCCAGGAUUCCUUCACCGGUUAUUGGCAGAGAUCCGAUACUUGGUUGAAAAGCCAAAAUAUAAAGAAACUCUUGCCACCAAGACCUUCAAGGUCCACACUCCUCCUGCAAAACCCAACUGUGUGGCCUGGCUUGGAGGAGCGAUAUUUGGAGCUUUACAGGAUAUCCUUGGGAGUCGUUCUGUGUCUAAAGAAUAUUAUAACCAGACUGGGCGCAUUCCCGACUGGUGCUGUCUUAACAACCCGCCUCUGGAAAUUAUGUUUGAUAUUGGAAAGUCUGCUCCCCCAAUGAUGAAAAGAGCCUUUUCUACUGAAAAGUGAUACGACAAGCCCAGAAAAUUCGACACUACUGUUCUUCAAGCUUAGCGAACGACUAUAACUAUAUAUUAAAAAUAUUAAUAUUUAUUGUAACUUUAAAAGCUGAAAAGGCAUAAUAAUUUUCCGUAUUAAAUGUUUGGCCUUGUUUACGCAGCACAGAUCUAGCUAUACAGAAUGCCUCCUGACUAUCACAAGAUGGAACGUUUAGAAAACAGUAUUUAUUGCAGGAUUUUAUUUCUUUAUUGUCCUUCAUCAAAACUGAAUGGAGAUGGCAUUGGUUUACUCAUGCAAGAACGAAGCUUAAAAUACAAAGCACUUGUCUUGUACACGCAAUGGUGGCAGCCAUAUUGUAACUUUAUUGAUAAGAAUACAGCUUACAAGGAACUGGCAGCAUCACUGAGAUGGGAAUAUAGCAUCUGUGCCACAUCCUUGUGCUGUUUGUUUGCAUUUCUUUUAUCAAGUUGCCAAUUGUUUGUAGUCAAUAUAACUAGCAAAGAAAACAGAAAUAUGGGAUUUAUUUUAUUAUUUUACUUCUGUAAAGAUUGUCAAAUGAUAUAAUUUGUUUUUCUUUACACAUUUUUGUUGUAUACUUACAGUAUUUUGUAGCGAGCACAUGCAGCUCUUAGCACUGUAUUUACCUGACGUACAUGAACAAUAAACCGUUUACAGAAACAUUCCAAA
Molecule: messenger RNA, 2047 nt
Organism: Pseudophryne corroboree (corroboree frog)
Lineage: Eukaryota; Metazoa; Chordata; Amphibia; Anura; Myobatrachidae
Gene: ACTR10
Product: actin related protein 10
Exons: 13
Coding region: 116-1369 (417 amino acids)
Biological process (GO): retrograde axonal transport of mitochondrion
Cellular component (GO): dynactin complex
Source: RefSeq, a predicted model, not a curated record